AUGGCUACUGAAAUUGAUACCUCUUUAACGCGCAAAUUAUACUAUGCUUUCCCUCCAGCUGUUGCGGGCUUUGCUUAUGGUUGGGAAAAUGCUUCUAUGGGUGGUAUUCUGACUAUGACCCAGUUCUUGGGUUAUUUUGGGACCCCCUCUGCUUUUCGACAGGGCGUUAUGACCGCGGCUUUAUUGGCUGGCGAAUUCGGUGGCUCUUUGCUGAUUGGAUUCUUGAUUUCGGAUCGCUUUGGUCGUCGCAUCACUAUCUUGUUUUGUGUUGUUGUAUACCUCAUUGGUCAGGCUAUUAUUGUCGCUUCGCAGAAUCAAGCCAUUUUUAUCUCUGGGCGUGUGGUUAAUGGACUAGGAGCUGGUGGUUUGUUUCAGACAAUCUCGCUGUAUACCGCUGAAAUUACACCCCCGAAAAUCCGUGGCAUGAUGACUUCGAUGAUGAGUUUGGGUAUCGCGAUGGGACUGUUGGUCGCGUACUGGGUCCAAUAUGGCGCGGCUAAUAUCGAGGGAAACGCUGCCUGGCGCAUGUGCUUCAGUCUCCAGCUGGUACCCGGUGCGAUCGUCGGAGCUAUCAUGCUGUUUCGUCCUGAGUCCCCCCGUUGGCUCUUCCGACAUGACCGUUCCGAGGAAGCCUUGCAAAUCCUGGCCAAACUUCACGCCAAGGGAGACCAGAAUGCACCCGUCGUGCAGUCGGAAUUUGAAGAAGUUAGGGUCGUCGUCGAAUACGAGCGAGGAACACCUGCCCCAUCUUACCUCUCGCUGCUGGUCAGCAAGCAAUAUCGUCGUCGCACUGCGUUGGCCAUGGGACUCCAGUUCAUGCAGCAGAUAACCGGCGUCAACAUCAUUUUGUACUAUGCUGCCAAGGUGUUUGCGCAAACAGGUCAAACAGGAACUCAGGCCGCGCUCUUGUCCAACGGCAUUGAGUCCGCCCUGUUCCUUAUCGCAUCUUUCUCUUUAACCCUUCUCAUGGAUGUGUAUGGCCGUCGCAAGCCAUUGAUCAUUGGUCCUAUUCUAAUGGGAAUAUGCAUGAUCAUCGUCGCAUCUAUGCUAGUCGGCUUCGGCGCACCUUAUUUCGACUCAACCACUCAGGAAAUGAAAUUCAACUUCGAGGAUGGCGCAGCCGGUAACACAGCUGUUGCAUUCAUGUUCCUCUACAUGGUUACAUUUGGUGCGAGCAUGGCCUCACUUCCAUGGACAUAUCAAAACGAGGUCUUCCCAAUCAAUGCACGUGGUCGGGGAACUGCACUCUCAACCUCUGUGAACUGGUUCGUCAAUUUCUGGCUGGGGCUGUAUAUGCCUACUGCGCUGAAUGAGGGGUCCUGGAAGGUGUACUAUGUUUUCGGGGGUAUCAAUAUCGGUAUCUCGUUUGUUGUAUACUUUUUCUUCCCGGAGACUUCGCGCCGGACGCUGGAGGAGCUGGACCUUCUGUUCACCUCAAAUCGGCGCACGCUUGUGUUUUUGGAUAAGGAUGCUUGCCGAAAGGGAUCACUUCUUAAGCAUGGAUUGGAGUCUGGAGCUGACGCUGCUAAGGACUUGGAGUCGGCGCUUGUGCUUGGUGCUAUUGAAGGAGAUGAAAAGGAGAGGAACAUGAAUUUACAUGAUGAGUAUAUGCAUUGA
Molecule: messenger RNA, 1617 nt
Organism: Penicillium odoratum
Lineage: Eukaryota; Fungi; Ascomycota; Eurotiomycetes; Eurotiales; Aspergillaceae
Exons: 2
Coding region: 1-1617 (538 amino acids)
Biological process (GO): transmembrane transport; carbohydrate transport
Cellular component (GO): membrane
Molecular function (GO): carbohydrate:proton symporter activity
Source: RefSeq, a predicted model, not a curated record